Molecule: messenger RNA, 2273 nt
Organism: Aphis gossypii (cotton aphid)
Lineage: Eukaryota; Metazoa; Arthropoda; Insecta; Hemiptera; Aphididae
Product: transmembrane protease serine 9-like
Exons: 13
Coding region: 342-2273 (643 amino acids)
Biological process (GO): proteolysis
Molecular function (GO): serine-type endopeptidase activity
Source: RefSeq, a predicted model, not a curated record
AACGAUAUUACGCACAGCUACCGGUACCUCGCGCGAGCACGUCCGCUUUUACUCGCGUCCGGUCCGCUGGCGGGUGCACUUUCUUUCCGCCGCCGCCACCGCCGCCGCAGUGGUCUCCGUCUCAGUGGCAGUACGACGCGAUAACUCGGUUUAGUGUGUGCACGCGGCUCGCAUAGAAGGUAACCGCAUCACUUACCAGCGGUUCUGGAACAUCGGUAGGUCGGCCGCACGACGCACUCGCGCAAAUCCAAAUCGAUCGCUCUCGUUCGCUCGCUCGGUAGUACGGACGGACGGACGGACCGCGGCCAACGCGCGUGUAUGGUGCUGGGCCGCCGUCGACGAUGCGGUCGCAGCAGCUGCAGCUGAUGGUGGUGCACGUGUGCAUGCUGACCGCCGCCGUCGCCUCGACCGUCGGCCACGGGUCGGCCACCGCACCGGCGGCCGCGUCCACGGACGGCGACGACGAUGCCACUUCCAGACCCGAUAGGCAGGACGACAAGCGGAUAUUCUUUGACGACAUAUUCGGUUCGGUCAGCUACGAGCCUGAGGAGAAGUUACCGGUGUCCAACUGCACUUGUAAUUGCGGUGUGCCCAACCAAGAAAUCCGCAUAGUGGGCGGCCGUCCCACUGGAGUGCACAGGUACCCAUGGGUAGCGAAACUCAUGUACGAAGGCCAUUUCCACUGUGGUGGAUCACUCAUCAACAGCGAUUACGUGCUGACCGCAGCUCAUUGCGUUCGGAAAUUGAAAAAAUCCCGUAUACGUGUGAUAUUCGGCGAUCAUGACCAGAGCACGUCGACCGACGGUGAAACGAUUACCAGGAUGGUAUCUUCGAUCGUGCGUCAUCGGAACUUUGACGUGAACUCCUACAACCACGACGUGGCUCUAUUACGGCUACGGAAGGCGAUACCGUUCACUAAAUCAGUGAGGCCGAUAUGUUUGCCGUCAGCCACUCGCGAACCGUCUGGAAAAGUGGGAACCGUGGUUGGUUGGGGACGUUUGUCGGAAGGUGGAAAUCUGGCGGACGUCGUGCAAGAAGUUCAAGUACCGAUUCUGUCGUUGGCGCAGUGCAGAGCUUCAAAAUACCGACCACAGAGAAUCACCGCCAACAUGAUUUGCGCCGGAAAGGGUGUUGAGGACUCUUGUCAGGGUGACAGUGGAGGUCCUUUGUUAAUAAACAGCGAAGCCGAUGACAAGUUGGAAAUAGUCGGCAUUGUCUCUUGGGGCGUCGGUUGCGGUAGACCCGGUUAUCCGGGCGUGUAUACCAGAGUUACCAAAUAUCUGGAUUGGAUUCAAAAGAACAUGCGAGACACCUGCGCAUACUCGUGGCCGCUUCGGGUCACAGUCAUGACACCGAGUCGCCAAGGUUCGUUCCUCGCCAGCGUUCUGCUCGUAAUAGCAUGUGCAGCGCAACAGGGUCAUGGCGGUAUAAAAGAUGUAUUCGCAGACUUCGGUUUUCGCAGACCUACGCCUCAAGUGGCCGCGGAUUCGAUCUCCAAAAACGGUCAAGAAUGCGACUGUAGUUGCGGAUCUCCGAAUGUCGACACGAAGAUUGUGGGAGGCGAACCAUCGGGCGUGCACGAGUACCCCUGGAUGGUCCGUCUGUCGUAUUUCAAUCAAUUCUACUGCGGCGGAACACUGAUCAACGAUAGAUACGUGCUGACAGCAGCUCACUGUGUCAAAGGAUUCUUUUGGCCACUGAUCAAAGUCACCUUUGGCGAACACGAUUAUUGUAACGCCACCAGAAAACCAGAAACCCGAUUCGUCUUGAGAUCCAUCGUGGGCGAGUUCAGUUACCUAAAUUUCCAAAACGAUUUGGCGCUCUUACGACUCAAUGACCGAGUGCCGAUGACCGCUACUAUAAAGCCCGUUUGUUUGCCGACCGAUGCAAACGACACGUACAGCAACGGUGUGGCGAAGGCGGCCGGUUGGGGUACGCUGUACGAGAACGGAAGUCCGUCGUGUCAUCUGCGACAGGUGGACGUGCCGAUCGUUGACAACGAAGAGUGCGCCAAGACCAAUUACACGGGUGACCUGAUCACGGAAAACAUGAUUUGCGCGGGUCACGAGAUGGGCGGCAAGGACUCUUGUCAAGGCGACAGCGGAGGACCGCUGAUGAGACUCAUGGAAAACAAACGGUUCGAGAUCAUAGGAAUUGUGAGCUGGGGUCACGGAUGCGCCCGUCCUGGAUAUCCUGGAGUGUACACAAGAGUUGCUAAAUAUUUGCCUUGGAUCAAAGAUAACACCAAAGAAGGAUGCUAUUGUUCACAAUGA